AAUGAGCCGAUGAUGGAAGACGCUGGCGGAGGCUUCGUACGGAUGCACCCCGAGAUCGUGUGGCUGAUGAACCAGGUUGCCGUCUCCAUUCUGAGGCGGUACCCUGGUGUGCACAUCUGGUCCUCCCAUCUGCCCGUCGCCAUCUGGUACCACGAGAUGUGCCGCGCACUUGGCCAUCCCAACGAGUGGGGCUUCCUCUGCCACGACCAGAUCCACGUGGGUGACUACGCGCUGGAGAACUACAAGGACAUCCUGCUGAACAGCAUGUGUGACGGCAUGGUGGCGAUGCCGGACAGCAACUGCUGCGGCAUGCGCUUCUGACGGGGAGGUGCGCGGUGACAUGAGGAGUGCCACAUUUGGCAGGAUCUUCGGUGGAGUGCCACGCUGGACACAACCUUCGGCGGAGUGCCACGCUGGUCAGGAUCUUCGGAGGUGUGCCACGCUGGACACAAUCUUCGGCGGAGUGCCACAUUUGGCAGGAUCUUCGGAGGUGUGCCACGCUGGACACAAUCU
This is a messenger RNA of Pollicipes pollicipes, 513 nucleotides long. RefSeq lists its product as uncharacterized. The transcript has 2 exons. Lineage: Eukaryota; Metazoa; Arthropoda; Thecostraca; Pollicipedomorpha; Pollicipedidae. Bases 10 to 321 code for a protein of 103 amino acids. The record is from RefSeq and is a predicted model, not a curated record.